Messenger RNA from Trichoplusia ni (cabbage looper), 2617 nucleotides. RefSeq names its product clavesin-1. Gene Ontology annotation, molecular function: phosphatidylinositol bisphosphate binding. NCBI's taxonomy places the organism in Eukaryota, Metazoa, Arthropoda, Insecta, Lepidoptera, Noctuidae. The transcript has 6 exons. Gene Ontology annotation, cellular component: membrane. The coding region runs from base 110 to 985 and encodes 291 amino acids. The record is from RefSeq and is a predicted model, not a curated record.
GUUGGAUGCGCGCGCGCACACUCGCUCACGCCUCUCACACCCGCACGAUCGAUUUUCCCGCCCUUUGUGAUUUCCACCGGCGCGUGAACCUACGCGAGUGAGAUUCGAGAUGUCUGCGAACGAGUUUAGAUUGGAGCGCAGCGUAGAGUUGUCGCCGGAGACAAAGGCUAUCGCCGAGAAAGAGUUACGGGAGACUCCGGAGAGAGUGCGAGAGGCUCUGGAGAGGCUCAGGGAGUUGCUGAAGGAGAACAAGGACCUGUGCUACGGAGAGGACGAUGAACUGCUGACCAUCUUCCUGCGGCCCUGCAAGUGGUACCCGGAGAGCGCGAUUGCACUUAUGCGUCGUAUCGCUGAGUUCAAACGUGACAAUGCAUCUCUUCUCGAUGGGUUGCUGCCAGAGCAGGAGAAAGACGCGUUCCUUGACCACAAGGUUGUCAAUGUACUGAAGGGACGAGACCACAAAGGCAGAAGAGUCUUAAUUGUUAGCGUUGGAGGUACAUGGGACCCAAAGAAAGUAAACGCCGAUCAGCUGUUCAGACUAUUCUACUUGAUCCACGAGGCCGCCAUGUUGGAGCCCGAGUCACAGGUCCGGGGGACCGUGGUGCUCAUGGACUUCCACAACAUGGGAUGGACACAGACUAUGGGUCUCACUCCAGCGUUUUCCAAACGCCUGCUGACUUUCAUCCAGGACGCGAUGCCACUCAGACUGAAGGAGGUCCACUUCGUGAAGCAGCCAAUGAUCUUCAACGUAGUAUGGAAUAUGUUCAAGCCAUUCAUCAGGGAAAAACUUAAGAACAGAAUCUUCUUCCACGGCUCCAAGAUGUCUUCCCUCCACAAGCACAUGGCGCCCUCCCACUUACCCGCGGACUACGGCGGCGAGCUGCCGGCCAUCGACUACUCCGGCGCCGAGUGGUACCCCGUCAUCAACGACGUACUGCCCUACAUCCACAACUGGAACACGUACGGCUUCGCCAAGAACACGUAGACUAACUUAAAACUAGACCUGUGACUGCCAGCGUGAUUAUUAUUGGCAGGUAGAACAUGUGAUCCACAGCCGACGCUCAGCAAAAUGUCUUGCUGUAUUUGUUAUUAUCAAGUUAAAUGUGGAGACAGAUAGAUGAGAACGUCACUUGCCUAAGUAUCGUUCUUGCAUUCGGCUGUCGGAUCAAUUAUUUAGUACAAGACAUUUAUCCUCAGUUAUUUUUUAGGUUGGGUUUCUCACUUUUUUUUUCAGAUAUUACUUAUCUCAGGACACUUUUUUGAAUGCACUUUUCUUUUUUUUUCAUUUUGCCUAAUCACGUUUGGCAAAUCACACCUGUUUAUACUAUUCUCAAUUUUAAUUUAGAUUUAGAUUUAAUUUAAGACUUAAACAAAGUGGAGUAUGUGUUCGAAUAGUGUUGUUCUUAAGUCCCGGCCUUAGAGUGGUGAUUAGAUAAUUGUUAGAUAAUGCCAUGUGCCCGAGCACCACUAGUAUAACUUGAGCUCUUCCGUAAUCAGGGUUCUAUGUUACUUAUAUAAGUAUAGAUAUUACCAAAUUUAGAAUAAAGUAUAAAUUCAAUUAAGAUUAAAGUUGGUAGCUUAAUAUUUGUACUUCCAAAAGCGUGAAUGAAUGACAAAAGAUUUUGUGAUAAAUAUUGACAAGUUAUAUAAGAAUGUGAUUGUAUUUGUUAUAUGUGAGCUGAACAGAACAGGCUAGAUAGCUGCGGUUAAGAAAUUAAUCGGUAGUUGUUCAUCUAUGCGCUUCUAAGUAGGUUUGAUGUGUACAUAGACAACGACUGGUUGGUUCAUGUUAUCUUUAGAUGUAAUUGUUUGUGGUACAUAACGAAUGUUUCCUGUUAGGAUGCGAGCGAAUUUCAUGACAAGUAGGUACAGCUAACCGAAUGUCAGUGAGCACUACGUAGUACGAAAAUCAACUAUAUUGCUGUAGUAUUGAGAGCCGUUUUCGUCAAGUGGCAUUGAGUAGCGGUUGACUGUACUGACAAUUUGUAAAGACAACAAAGAAUUUAUUUAUUUAGAUAUAAGAAAGGAAUAUGUUCCCGUUGUGCACAACUCGCAUGUCGUAGGCUGUGACAGUAUGACGGUACGGUGCCAGUUCUGAAUAUUAAAUCACCAAAUAUAGAAGUUAUUUUAGCAAUAAGAAAUUGGGAAAAAAAUUGAAUUCAAAAUGUAAUAAAAAUUUGACUGUCAUAGGACUGUUUGCACCGAGGAGCAUUUCUUCGCAUUUAAUUCCAUCUGAUUGCAAUUAAUGUUCCAUUUAUAAAUUGUGGUGCUUAUUCCCGCGUGUUUAUAUAAUUGUAAAUCCUUUAUGGUAAUAAGGGUGCACAUUCACUAGCAAAUGUUGUGUCUUUUGAGUAAUCAUUGUUUGUAAUCGAUUAUUGCAAUAAUCGAGAAUCGUGUUUUUAUGUGUGAGUGGUAUAACAACGAUAUUUUUUCUUGUGAUGCCAAUAUGCCUUUAGACGCAUUCCAAUAAAUAUUUUUGUAUUUUUUUAGGUUUGUAAUACUUUAUUGUACGAAAUGAAAAUACCUGAAUUGCUCAAUAUUUACAUGUUUGAUGCGACGCAAUAAUGUGCGUUUUUUGUUUAUAAUAGGAUUAAUAUAAUUAAAAUGAUUAAAACCA